AGCAAGGUUUUUAUGUUUCACGCCGUCAGAAAACCCUACAUUGUUCGAUUUUUUUCUUCUUCCUUCUUUCUUCUCUUUGGAGAGAGAGAGAAACCGAAUCGAAUUGAUUGCCAUGGGAACCCCGGAGACAACACGCGAGCCCUGUCCUGAUCGCAUCCUCGACGACAUAGGCGGCGCUUUCGGCAUGGGAGCCGUCGGAGGUUCCGGCUUUCACUUCAUCAAGGGCUUCUUCAACUCUCCCAAGGGUUCACGCCUCGUCGGCGCGUCACAGGCAGUGCGUCUCAACGCGCCGAGACUGGGUGGAAGCUUUGCGGUUUGGGGUGGACUCUUCUCCACCUUCGACUGCACCAUGGUCUAUGUUCGUCAGAAGGAGGAUCCAUGGAACUCAGUCAUAUCUGGAUUUGCUACCGGAGGAUUUCUCUCCAUGCGUCAGGGACCCACCGUCGCCACGCGCUCUGCCGUGUUCGGUGGUGUCUUGCUGGCGCUUAUUGAAGGAGCUGGGAUCAUGCUCAACAAGGUCUUCUAUGCACCGCAGAUGCCGCCUCUCACGGAGGAGCCUAUGCUGACCGGUUACCCUUCAGGCGUCGGAUUUCCGGGUCAGCACGGUCCUCAGCCUUCUCCGCCGACGGCCUCAGAAUCGGAGGCUAAAACUUCUUGGUUUGGUGGACUCUUCGCUGGAGGGAAGAAGGAGGAGCCCGCGUCUGUUGGCGGCGAAAGCGAAACGAAGAUUCUGGAGAGUUUUGAUGCCCCACCGGUGCCGAAUUUCGAGUACAAGUGAAAGAAAAAAAAUGGAAAUAAGUGGUCUUGUUGGGGAACAAAUUCAAGGGUUAGGGUUUUUUUGGGGUAAUUUAUUACUAUUAGGUGGAGUCUCCGUCAGUGACUGAGAUUAUUGUAUUAAUAUUAUUGUAUUAAAUUGUACUAUUAUGCUUUGUAGCUUGAUUUUGUCAUGAAAGUAUGAACUUUUUAGAAGGAUAAAUGAAUUCAGCUAGUAUUGCACUCUG
Messenger RNA from Arachis ipaensis, 1001 nucleotides. Its product is annotated as mitochondrial import inner membrane translocase subunit TIM17-2. Gene Ontology annotation, cellular component: TIM23 mitochondrial import inner membrane translocase complex. The record is from RefSeq and is a predicted model, not a curated record. Lineage: Eukaryota; Viridiplantae; Streptophyta; Magnoliopsida; Fabales; Fabaceae. Gene Ontology annotation, biological process: protein import into mitochondrial matrix. Gene Ontology annotation, molecular function: transmembrane protein transporter activity.